This is a messenger RNA of Abrus precatorius (Indian licorice), 2558 nucleotides long. Its product is annotated as glutamic acid-rich protein-like. The transcript has 12 exons. Gene Ontology annotation, molecular function: DNA binding; histone binding. Gene Ontology annotation, cellular component: nucleus. Gene Ontology annotation, biological process: regulation of double-strand break repair; chromatin organization. Bases 196 to 2250 code for a protein of 684 amino acids. Lineage: Eukaryota; Viridiplantae; Streptophyta; Magnoliopsida; Fabales; Fabaceae. The record is from RefSeq and is a predicted model, not a curated record.
CGAAAAUAACCCCACUCUCACUUAGUUACUGACAGUGGCACAGAGAGAAAGACACGCAGAGAGUGGAGCUCUGUUCUUCUUCUCUUCCAGCUUCUGAAUCUGUAGGCAGGCUUUGGUUAUCCAAAUUAGCAGAGUGUAGAGAAAAGUGUGCUUAGGAAAUAGUACUUUUGUAUAUUUACUGUAAAUAAGAUCAGUAUGGGUGAGGAAGAACCAGUGAAUGAAGUUACUAAGACUGAUUCAAAUGGAAAGAACUUGCCUGAGAAAACUUUGGAUGAAAUUAGUGAGAAGAAGGACUUGGAAACUGAUGGAGGAAAAGUCUUGGAGAAAAAUGAAAUCAAAGAGUUGAAAGAAAAUGUAAAAGAAAUUGAAGAAGAUAAGAAAGCUGAUGGUGUGGAAAAGGUAGAAGAGGAUAAGAAAGUUGGUUUUGCGGAAGAAGCAAUAGAGGAUAAGAAAGAAGAUAGGGUGGAAGAAGUAAAAGAGGAUAAGAAAGAUGGGGUGAAAGAAGUAAAAGAGGAUAAAGAAGUUGAUGGUGUGGAAGAAGUAAAGGAGGAUAAGGAUGUUGGUGCUGCGAAAGAAGUAGUAGAAGAUAAGAAAGAUGAUGAUGCGAAAAAAAUAGAAGAGGAUAAGAAAGAUGAUCAUAUAUCUGAGAAUGAUAAAAUGGAUGAAGACACUGAGGAUAAUGAUACAAGGGAAGGUAAACAAGAAAAUGAAGUAGAGGCUGAGAAACCAGAGGUAGAUGCUAUGGAAGUAGAGGUUAGCACUCAGGAGGAGGAGAGCAAUGACAAAGAGAAAACUGAAGUGGAGAUGGAGGAUGAGGAUAAUAUUGAUAAGUCAAAAGAUGAAGAGAAGCCUGAAGAUAGUAAGGCUGAGAAGAGAUCACAAAAGCGUGGAAGAGGGAAGAUCAAUGGGGAGAAAGUGAAAGGGAAAAGAAAAGAAGUUAAGAAGAUAGAACCAAGGACACCUACUAUAGAUCGUCCUGUGCGGGAAAGGAAAUCAGUUGAGAGGUUGGUAGCAUCAAUUGAGAAAGAUGCAACUAAAGAAUUUCACAUUGAAAAGGGUCGUGGUACUCCUUUAAAAGAUAUACCCAAUGUGGCAUUUAAGUUAUCUAGAAGGAAGACUGGUGAUACUUUCAAAUUGCUCCAUAACAUCCUCUUUGGAAGGAGGGGGAAGGCAGUUCAGAUCAAGAGUAAUAUAUCAAGGUUUUCUGGUUUCGUAUGGCUUGACAAUGAGGAAAAGCAAAUGAUUAAAGUAAAAGAAAAAUUUGACAAGUGUAAUAAAGAGAAGUUAAUGGAAUUUUGUGAUGUGCUUGACAUAACAAUUGCAAAGGCAACAACAAGGAAGGAAGAUAUUAUUGCUAAGCUGAUAGACUUUUUAGUUGCUCCUCAUGCAACCACAGCUGUGUUACUUGCAGAGAAAGAGCAGCCCAAUAAAGGAAAAAAGCGGAAGCGUGUUGUAAAAUGGGGUUCCUCAAGAUCUGGGAUAACCUCAAGACGUUCUGCCAAGAGACCAAAUAAAAAUGAAGAUUCUUCAGUUGUGCAAAGAAAGAGUGCAACUGACACGGAAGAUGAGUCAGACGAAGAAGAGAAAGAUGAAGAAAAUGAGGAGGAAAAUGAAAAUGGUGUUCCUGAGAAAUCUGAGGAGGAAACACUGGAGAAAUCUGAAAGUGAAGAUGAAAGUGAUUCUGGGAGUGAAUCUGAAGAUAUAAAAAAAAAGAAAAAACUUUCUAAAACAUCAUCUGCAAAGAAAGAAUCUGCUACAAAAAGUAAAAUUGAGAAAAUUACAGUUGCAAAGAAAUCCCGCUCUGCACCAAAAAGAACACCUAAGAAAUCAUCAUCCACCCUCUCAAAGUCUGAUGAUGAUAGUGAUGGAAGUCCAAAGGUCUUUUCAAGGAAGAAGAAAAAUGAGAAAGGAGGAAAGCAGAAGACAUCUACGCCAAUUAAGUCUGUUUCCAAAGAGAAAGCUGAAAAGGUUACUAAAGGAAAGGCCAAGAAGAAAGAGAAGUUGGGCCCCAGUGAUGGUCAGUUAUGUGAUGCGAUAUGUGAAAUUCUUAAAGAAGUUGACUUCAAUACGGCCACAUUUACUGACAUUCUGAAGAAACUUGCUAAACAAUUUGAUGUGGAUCUCACCCCAAGAAAGGCAUCUAUAAAGCUCAUGAUUCAGGAAGAGCUGACAAAACUAGCUUAUGAAGCAGAUGACGAGGACGGAGAGAAAGAUGAAGCCCCAUCUACUGGCCAGGAGGUUGAAGUCUGAUUAAGGAUUAGACCUGACUGCUUGGAGAUAGGUUUAGCAAUGUAUACUAUAACCCCAGUUAUGCUGUGUCUGUACACCUUGUUGAGUAAAAGUGGCUGUAACUUAUUGUUAGCAUCCAUCCAAUCUGAAGACAAUAAAGUUGUAUUUGUCAUUUUAGUGGAGGCUUUUGUUGGCCUGUUGGUAUGCAGCUUCUUUGUCACACAUCAAGAGAAUUUGUAGGCUUUUACUGUGCAUGAAUACUACUGACCAAAACUACACCAAUUUCACCAAUCUGUCUAGUUUAAUAAAUAUUUGACCUUUGAAGUUGU